Molecule: messenger RNA, 1847 nt
Organism: Dioscorea cayenensis subsp. rotundata (Guinea yam)
Lineage: Eukaryota; Viridiplantae; Streptophyta; Magnoliopsida; Dioscoreales; Dioscoreaceae
Exons: 2
Coding region: 196-1635 (479 amino acids)
Source: RefSeq, a predicted model, not a curated record
AUUCCCACGUCUUUCUUUGAGCCAGUCCAUAUUCAACACCCAAGCCGGCUCAAUUAGAUUCCAUCUUCCCCAUUUCUUUUUUCCAUUCUUUCCCUCCCAACAAACAAUACCUCUCUCUCUCUCUCUCUAAUGCAUCUUCAUCUUCUGUCCAUCCCUCCACACAACAAAACCUAAUAAACACACACACUACCAAAUAUGAAAAGAUGGGCCAAGAUUCUCUCGGCCAGCAUCAUCCUCGCCGCCGUCCUCCUCCUCCUCAUCAUCACCUUCUUCCUCUGCCGCCGCCGCCGUCGUAGCCGCCGUCCCCGCGUAUCCACCUCAAUACCCAAACCCUUCACCGAUCCUUCCGCCGCAUCAAGAGCCGAGAAGCUCGAAGCUGGGAUCUCCAAAUUCCAUCUCUCUCCCAUCAAAUCCGACAGCAAGAAUAGCCUCCGAUUCCACCAACUCCCCCAUCUCCACAUCCCUGACCAUCAUCAUCUUCAGACCUUCAAUUGGGACGAUCAUCCCCGGCUAAUCACUGAAGCCGUUGAGAACGGUUGGUUCCGCUUUGCCUUCCACGGCCGACCAUCCUCCUCUCUCCCGCCUCUCAGAUCUCCCCAGAUUCGCUGGGGUUUAUGCGUGGUUUGCGAUGGUGACAAGCAACACAGGAAUUCAUCAGAAAUCAACUGGGAAAUCCCACCUGGAUCAUCGGAAUUCAUGCAAACCGUGAAGAUUAACUCCGCCAGAGACGAUGAAUUAGCUUCAUCUUCUUCUUGUUCUAUUGUGAAGAUGAGUCUCCCUUUACCUGGACCUUCUCUGGCAACCGCUUCUUUCCCUCAAGAAGCUUAUUUUGAAAUUUCUAUUCUCCAUUUGGGUGGGAUUUCGCAACCUCGAUUUCAUAGGACCAGUAAGCGAUCAAAGGGGACCGGUGGUGGUGGUGGUGGUGGUGGAGGUUCCAUUGAAGGUGAUCGCAUGAAGCUUAUACAAGAGAACUCAUCUGAAGGUGAUUUGGAAUCUGGGAGGAAAAAUGGAGUUUUGGAGUUGAAUAGUGUAGGGAGUGUUCUUUCUCUGGGACUCAGCAUUGGAAGCUUGUCUUCUGAGUGGAGUAUGAUGAAGCCUGGAAGUUAUUCUGGAUCCAUUGGCUUUCACUCUGAUGGCUCUGUCUAUCUUGAUGGAAUAAAGCUCAUGUUCGAGUCAGAGGCCGCACAAUGGAACGGAGUAAACAAAGUAAUCGGGCUCGGGUACAACCCAAGUAAACAGAUGGUAUUCCUAACGAUCGACUCGGAACUCGUGCGCGUCAUUCACUGCAAUUCGGACAUUUACAAGCACCCACUUUACCCGGUCAUCUCGGCAAACACCGAAGUCAUGGUGCUAAUAAACCUCGGCCAAAGCGCGUUCAAGUACGCACCAGCGAACGCGCGGCGCACGACGAACCCGUGUUUCAUAAGAUCAUCUCCGGACGUAACCGUGUCCACCAUUGCCGGUAAUUACGAGGACAGCCGAGAACUUUUCUCGGUUGGAAGGUUGGAGAGUGAUUGGUAUGAUAUCAUGAUGAAGAGCAAGAACAAGGGGAGUACUAAGACUAGUGUGGGUAAUGGAGAUGAGAGCAUUGCUGAUGCUGAUUCUGAUCUUUUUGAAAUCAGUUUGCAGAGUUGAAAUUAAUGGGAGGAAUUAAGAUAAGAGGGAAACACAACGGUUGUGAUUUUACUGCUAACACUGACCCAUACGAGAAGGAUAAUCAACAUGGAGUUUUUCUUUGUUUUUAAAGAAUAAUUUGUGUUGAUAUUUACAGACGUACUUUGAGUUUGUACAGAUGUGCGUGAUAAAUUUAAUUUAAUUUAAUUUUUUUAUUUGUGUUGUAAAUGUUA